AUGUCUUCAAACAAAUUCUUCAGAAUUGUUCACCAGUCUAACAAAAGCAGAGCUCGUGUUGGUGAAAUUAUCACUGCACACGGAAUUAUCGAAACCCCAAACUUUGUGCCAGUCGGAACGAAUGGAACACUGAAAGGAAUUGACAAUUUUACUGCAUCAAAAAUGUUAGAUGUUCAACUCAUGUUUUGCAAUACCUAUCAUUUGAUGAUAUAUCCUGGAAUUGAUGCCAUAGAAAAUGCUGGUGGGUUACACAAAUUUAUUUCUAGAGAUAGGCCCAUCAUUACAGACUCAGGUGGAUUUCAAGUAUUUUCACUUCAAACAGUCUAUUCAGAAAACUCUCAAGAUUCUAAACAAGAAAAAGUGGAACUCAAAGGUCAAUCAAAAAACAAAUGCUACACAGAAAGUCUCGUUAAAAAAGUCACUGAAGAUGGUGUAACUUUUCGAUCCUAUCGAGAUGGUAAACUCUUAAAAUUAACCCCUGAAGAAAGUGUCACAGCUCAACAUCGAAUGGGUUCAGAUAUUAUAAUUCCUUUUGAUGAAUUACUUCCAGAACAUGUUCCAAUGAGUGUUGUUGAAGAAUCUUUAGAGAGAACUCACCGAUGGGAAUUACGUUCUUUGGAAUGUCACAAAAAACUAGCAAGAUUGAAUCACAAAAAUCAACACAUGUAUUGUGUGCUGCAUGGUGGGACGAAUUUUGAAUUGAGGAAAAAAUCAAUGGAUGUCUUAUUGGAUGAGUCGUGUUUUCAAUUUAGAGACUCUGAGGAUGGAUUACCAAAUGGUUUCGAAGGUAUUGCCAUUGGUGGAAGUUUGGGAUCAAAUCGUUCAGAAAUGCUUAAUGUUCUCAAAUUUACCUAUGAUUACAUGGAUAAGAAGAUACCGACGGGAUGUGCAGUACCAAAUCAUAUUCUAGGAAUUGGUGACAUUGAAUCAAUUAAUUCAUUCAUAGACAUUGGAUUUGACACUUGUGAUUCAGCAUAUCCGACAAGAUAUGCUCGUCAUGGUAAUUUCAUUGUUCAUGCUGCUUCUGGUUUCCCAUCAUCGUUUUCAAUUAGAAAUUCAAAUCAUUUGAAAUCUCAUGAUCGACCAAUCGAUGUGACAUGUGAUUGUCCUGUUUGUUUUGGACCUGGGGCUUAUUCUAUUGCAUAUUUACAUCACUUGUUCAAGAUGAGCGAACCCAUCUAUAUCACUCUCGCUUCUAUUCAUAAUGUAAGGCAAAUGAUGAUUUGGAUGGAAACCAUUCGAAAACGAAUAAAAAAUAAUGAAAUAUAA
Molecule: messenger RNA, 1269 nt
Organism: Naegleria fowleri
Lineage: Eukaryota; Heterolobosea; Eutetramitea; Acrasida; Naegleriidae
Exons: 2
Coding region: 1-1269 (422 amino acids)
Molecular function (GO): tRNA-guanosine(34) queuine transglycosylase activity
Source: RefSeq, a predicted model, not a curated record